Messenger RNA from Triticum urartu, 3953 nucleotides. RefSeq lists its product as uncharacterized. Gene Ontology annotation, molecular function: ADP binding. The record is from RefSeq and is a predicted model, not a curated record. Lineage: Eukaryota; Viridiplantae; Streptophyta; Magnoliopsida; Poales; Poaceae.
GCAUCCUCUGCCUAUGCUAUUGCGCCACCGGCACCAGUUGCAUUUAGGAUACAGCACUUGGCACGAGAUCUGAAGCGGCGUUCUUGGUUUCGCCGUAGGUGCAGUGCAUUGAAGCCGCGAUUCCUGUAGUGAAUAGAGUUCCUCCCGCCCGUUGCUUGGAGCGUUGGUCCAACACAUCACGUGCUGCUGCUCACAUUCAUAUCCGCCAAGCCUUCCAUUGCUCCGUCGUUAACUGGGGCUGGGUCUUCGUUCGCUCAAGUCAACUCCUCUGCAAUUGCACCCAGCGCCGCGAAGACCGCGAUGCCACUAGCCAACCAGCGUGAGAUUUGAAGCACGGGAUUCGCGCCACCGGUAGUGCAUUGUUUUAGCUCAUCAGAUCCGUUGGGGGCAGUCACAUGACUCACAUCUCUGUGUGUAUUUUUUUUCAUUCAGACAAGCUUCAGUAACUACAUUAGUUUCGCCCAAGCCACCACUUAAGUAACACAAGCAGCUAGCGGCUCGACAAACUUCCAAUGGCCACUGGAGUCGGCCAUGAGCACGAGACAAGCAGGAACAUGGAGUAUAUAUUAGUGGUGCAGCGGAAAGUCUCCAUCUCCAAACCCCAAUGACUAGAUUAUUUCCCACUGGCACCUAAUUAAAAUUACGACACAUAACACCAAAUCUGAAGCCAGAUCCAAACACUUAGUUGUUAGCGAUCACUAUUUUAGUUUGAUUUCAAUCCCAUCCGUUGGGGUACUUGGCUUGGAGCUGCUCCCUUAUCUCUCUAUAUAUUCCCCUCCUUCUGCACUCCCCUCUACUCCACAGCUCUCACAUCUAUUACCUGCCGUCCCUCUGCUCCCAACUCCCACCAGCAUUCCACCGCCGCGUCUCCAAAGCUCUCACAUCUGUUACCGGUUCUCCUCGGGCAGCAACGGUUCAGUAGCAGCAGUUCUGGCGACAACUGCAUCUGUAAAGUUGCCAUCCAGACAGCCCGGUGGGAGCACGACCAGCCCGCCUCUGAAACAUCCAUAGCAACCGUUUGAUGGAGACGGCUGGGAUACACGCAGCAACGUGGGUGGUCGGCAAGGCGCUGAGUCCACUAUCUGGCGGCGUGCUGGAGGCGUGGGCAGCCAGCACCAACCUCGGACAAAACAUAGAGGCCCUAAAGCUGGAGCUUUUGCAGGCGCAGGGGAUGCUGAACAAUGCCGGUGGCAGGGAGAUCCACAACCCCGCCCUGGCUGAGCUGCUGAGCAAGCUGCGGCAGCUGGCAUACGGGGCCGAUGACGUGCUGGAUGAACUCGACUACUUUCGCAUCCAGGAUGAGCUCGACGGCACUUACCAUGCUGCCGAUGUGCAUGCUUCUGGCUGUGUCCAAGACUUCGCCCUUAAUGCUCGCCACACGGCCAGAGCUUGUGUGAAUAAACUCAAGUUUCCUGUGUGCAUGUGUGCUGCCAGGCGCGAUGGUCCUGAUGAUGGUGUCAAACAAGGAUGCCUCUCCGGCCUCCACUUUUGUGGUGGCCGGCAUGAAAUUAACUCCUCACCACCAUCACCUGCCAACCAACUGGGUGUCCAGAAAGUUCACGGUGGAUGCAUGCAGAAGGCUGCCCAAAAUGUAGCCAUCAAGUCGCUGCCCAAGAAUGGCCUUUCAAGUUCGAUGCUGGAGUUACAUGUCAAUGGCGGCAACAGCGAGGAAUUAAAAAGGGCGUGCCACAAGCUAAUAGGAACCAUACCGAUAGUCAGAGUCACAGUCUGACCACUCCAAGGAGUUGUACAUUCUCUAAGCCUUACAGAAUCCACUCCAUCCAGUGAAGUUGGAACGUAAAGGUUCUUGUGUGGUAUCUCCAUCUUAUCAAUAAAUCCAUAAAUCCGGUAUUCUCAUGUUUGUUCUGGUUCAUUUCUAGAUAAGUGCCAUUUACAUCUUGGUCGUCACUCAUAGAGACCUGCUAGUGCACUUGGCUUGUUUGGCUGUGAGGGUCAAAAUAUCACCACAUAAUGGUGGACGAAAUGAGACUCCGUGUUGCUACUAAAAUAAAGGAACUUUACAAGAAUACCCUUCGUAUCAUCUCAGUACUUGGGUGGAGCCAGUUCAGACCUCGGGCUGUUAUUUCAGUUCAGUUCCAAACUUCCAGGCUCAACUAUGGUUCUUGAUAGAUGUGGCCUGUCGUACAAUUUUGGACAUUAACAAUGUACUAGCUAGGAACAUUUCUGUGUGAAGGUACAACUCUUGUUUGUGCCUUCGAGGGAAGGUUAGUGAACCCCUGCUGAAAUCCAUGAUUGCUUUAGCUAUGCUAGAUUGUAUUCAAUGUGCAAGUGUCAAACUGUUAUCCCCUCAUGAGAGCUAGGUUAGAGAACUUGCUGCAUUCUUCUAAGUUGGUAGUCUAGCUUUUGAGCACACUAAUAAUCUCUGUAUUCAUUGCCACACUAAAUUAAAUAACAUAGAGUGUUCAGUUGAUACAUAUAGUCGUAAACGUAGAGAACACUUGUUACUAGGGGAUUGAUGAACAUUGAUUGAGCAAAAUGGCUUGAGUUUGCUAAUUUUUAUUCAUUGAACUUCAUGAGUUAAGUAUGGAGAAGGUGAUUUUAUUCUCUUAUUGAUCGAGGGUAUUUUUUCUAUCCCACCAAUGCCAAAAACGGAGCAGAAUUCAUGAGCCUUGAUUAUUGCAAUCUGAAUACUUAGUGUGUAUUGUUAAGUUUGAUGUUCCUCUAGUGUGAAGUCUUUCAAUGCCAGUCAUUCUUUUUGCGUAACUUAAUUUUUGCUAGCCUCUUCGACACUCAGCAUUGCAUUCCUUCAUUAGGAUAUUGCAUACUCAGCUGGUGUACAUAUACAAAUCCCAGAAAUUAAACCAUUUCUUCCAUUGUGUUCACACCAUACCUACCUAUAUAGCACACCUCUUGCUACUCCAUAGUAGUUGAUUUUUCCAUAAGCACACUCAUCAAGUUCAAGAAGACUCAAAAGUGCAUUAGUGUCACUAACCCUGCAAAUUUCAUCAUUAUGAACCCUUCACAUUGAUGCCUUCUACAACCAAAAAAGGGAAAAAAAAGAAGAAAAAAGAGAGAAGGAAACAGGGGCUCCAUUCAAAAGAUCAAAAUGUUCAUCCUCAAGCAGGAAGAAAUAGUCAGCGGUGCUACCGUAUUCAUUGGUAGAAUGGCUAAUCAAAUUACUACCUAUGCGGAAGGUAUCAUUAACAGGAACAUCACUCCCAUCCUGGGAUCACCUUACAUUGCAUCGGCCUCUCAAUCAUUUCUUUGGCGUGAGUCCAUUUCCUCCCACGUUCCCUGGGGAUUUUUUUUCCCAAUGACUGGCAUGUGAAGACUUCUUUGUACUGGAGUUGAACUCUUAUUUACCUUUAUAAUCUAGAUUUCAGUUUUGCUCAUUAUUUAAAUUACCCUACCAAGCUCCAGAUAAGCUUUCCACAAAUAUAAAGUAGAUAGGAAACACUUCGGCCACUGGCCAGUGACGAAUAUCACUAGGUAAUUAUGUGAUGAGAGUAAUUCCGGAUCAUGACGAGGUAAUUUCACUAGAUACCUGCUCAUGGAAGGUUCACAAAGGAAUAAAACUGUUGGCUGCUCUUGUUUUCUUUUGUUCUUGACAUUGAAGUCAAAUCUCCUAGUGACUUGUGUUCAAAAACUUGAUUGCUAUAUUGUUGAUGCUGUUCACUCUCAUAAAAUAGAACCCACUCCGUACUGGCAAUGAAUAGGAGUUACUGUUUAAGCUCGUGCUCAAUUGUUAGUCUGCUACUUCGAUAAAUUCGUGGCAAGUUUCUCUCCAUCCGAGGUUCAUGAGGAUUUGAAUAAUAGUUUGCACAUGAGCACUUGUUUGCGAUCUAUCUAUGCUAAGCUUUCAGGUAUUUUGCAAGCACGUGGGCAAAGUUGAGUCAGGAGCCUAAAUCCUGUAAAGCGAUCUGGUCUUCAAUUUAAUGUGAUUUGAGACUUUGUUUCUCGGGAAGAAUCAACAAGGAGAAGCUUGAGAUGAA